Molecule: messenger RNA, 3417 nt
Organism: Ostreococcus tauri
Lineage: Eukaryota; Viridiplantae; Chlorophyta; Mamiellophyceae; Mamiellales; Bathycoccaceae
Product: Helicase, C-terminal
Exons: 1
Coding region: 1-3417 (1138 amino acids)
Biological process (GO): spliceosomal complex disassembly; mRNA splicing, via spliceosome
Cellular component (GO): intracellular anatomical structure; catalytic step 2 spliceosome
Molecular function (GO): RNA binding; RNA helicase activity; ATP hydrolysis activity
Source: RefSeq, a predicted model, not a curated record
AUGAGCUCGCUCGGGAAGCUCCAACAGCUCGCGCUGGUGAACAAGGUCACCAAGGAGCUCGAAAACCACCUCGGGAUCGCCGAUAAAACCUUGAGCGAGUUCGUGAUCGCGCUCGCCGAUGAGAACGGUACCCCGGGUGCGUUCCGCGACGCCCUGGGCUCGGUCGGCGCGGAGGUAGACGACGCGUUCGCGGAAUCCCUGUUGAGUUUGAUUCAACGCGGGCUGAAGCGAGGCGGCUCGACGACUGGCGGGACAAAGGUCGGUGGGACUUCGACGCGAGAUGGCAGCGAGAACGCGAGCGGUGCGUCGACAAAAGACGCGGUGUGGUCAGGUUUGGCGGUGCGAGACAACGACGAGCGAGCGAGGGCGAUGACGAGGGAGCUGUACGGGGACCGGGACGUCAAGGCGAACGCGGCUGACGACCCGAGACUGUGCGAGCGGGUGAACGAUCGCGAGACGUCGCACUCGCGAGAGGUCGAGAAUAGCACUGGAGAAGAGCGGAUGCGGGAUGGUGAGCCGAGCGUGGGUGAGGUGUGUCGCGGACGGGUGACGAACGUUUUAGAUUUUGGCGCGUUCGUGGAGCUCGUCGAAUUCAAGAGAAAGUUCGAGGGUCUUGUGCACGUGAGCGCGAUCGCCGAUCGGCAUCUUAAGAGCGCCAAAGACGGUGCGAGUCGCGGGGAUAGGGUGUUCGUGAAAGUCUUGAGCCGAAACGGUCAGAAGAUGUCGCUGAGCAUGAAGGAGGUCGAUCAAAUAACGGGGAAGGAGACGACGACCUCUAGAGGAGCGUUCGGGGGGAAUCGAAGCAAUCCCGCGCCGAGGAGUAACUUGCCGCCGCCUGGGCCGUCAGGUGACAUUUCUUUGAAAGGUCUAUCUGGUAUCAAUCCCAGGGCGUUGGAGGACGGAAGCAUGAGCUCGCGAAAGCGGCCAGUGAAGCGACUGAGCUCGCCAGAGUUGUGGGAGGCUCGGCAACUAAUCGCGAGCGGCGUACUCAAGGUGCAGGAUUAUCCACAAUUCGAUCCGGAGAACGAGGGUAUGCUAUCCUACGAAGAAGAGGCUGAGGAAGAAGUCGAGAUCGAGAUGAACGAGGAAGAGGCGCCGUUCUUGCAGGGACAGACCGCGGCGAGCACUGGAGAUGUAUCACCAAUCAAAAUUGUGAAGAAUCCAGACGGUUCUAUGCAGCGCGCCGCGAUGACACAGGCGACGCUGGCGAAGGAACGCCGUGAGUUGCGAGAACAGCAGCGAGCCGAGUUGGAGACCGAUGGACAACUAUCAAAUCGCCCUUGGGAAGAUCCGAUGGGGAGGACAGGAGAUGCGCUCCUGGUGGAUGACUCGCGGCAAUACGGCGGGCGUCCAGGGCGAGAUAUGCCUGCCUGGAAAGCGAAAGCUCUUGGACGAGGCGGUGAACGUAUGGGUAAGCCACAAACAAUGCCGAUUCACGAGCUACGAAAGACACUUCCUAUUUAUCAGUUGCGAGAUCAACUGAUUCAGGCGGUGAAUGAUAAUCAAAUUUUGGUUGUCAUCGGUGAAACGGGGUCGGGUAAGACGACGCAAAUGACGCAGUAUCUAGCGGAAGCCGGUUACACAUCUCGUGGUCGAAUAGGCUGUACGCAGCCGAGGCGCGUCGCCGCGAUGUCAGUGGCGAAACGCGUAGCAGAGGAAGUUGGUUGUAGACUCGGCGAGGAAGUUGGUUACGCCAUUCGUUUUGAAGACUGCACGUCUCAGGACACGGUGAUCAAAUAUAUGACAGACGGCAUGUUGCUUCGUGAGGCGUUGUUAGACGAUUCGUUGUCGCAGUACUGUGUGAUCAUGUUGGACGAGGCGCACGAACGAACAAUUCACACGGAUGUACUUUUUGGACUGUUGAAGAAAUGUUGCGCCAAGAGAAAAGAUUUGAAAAUCAUCGUCACCUCGGCAACGUUGGACGCUGAAAAGUUUUCGACGUACUUCUUUGACUGUCCAAUUUUCACCAUUCCGGGUAGAACGUUCCCGGUAGAGGUAUUGUACACUAAGGCGCCAGAGAGCGACUACCUGGACGCCGCGCUCAUCACCGUUAUGCAGAUUCAUCUCACAGAACCCGAGGGGGACAUUUUACUCUUCUUGACCGGUCAAGAAGAAAUUGAUUCUGCUGCUGAGAUUUUAUUUGAUCGCAUGCGAGCUUUAGGUCCGUCGGUACCAGAGUUGCACGUUCUACCGGUGUACUCUGCGCUCCCAAGUGAGCAGCAGACUCGAAUUUUUGAGCCGGCACCUCCGGGAAGUCGCAAGUGCGUCAUUGCGACGAACAUCGCGGAAGCUUCACUCACCAUCGACGGUAUUUUCUACGUUGUUGAUCCUGGUUUCUCCAAGCAAAAGGUGUAUAACCCGAAAAUUUCCAUGGAUUCCCUCAUCGUGGCGCCGAUUUCUCAAGCAUCGGCACGACAGCGAGCCGGUCGCGCAGGUCGUACCGGUCCGGGUAAGUGCUACAGGUUAUACACAGAAAGUGCGUUCAAAAACGAAAUGCUCCCGACGUCAGUUCCGGAGAUUCAGCGAACGAACUUGGCCAUGACUGUCCUGACGAUGAAAGCCAUGGGGAUCAAUGACUUAAUCAACUUCGAUUUCAUGGACGCGCCGCCGCCGGCAACUCUCGUCACGGCUUUGGAACAACUCUACAAUCUCGGGGCUCUAGACGAGGAAGGUUUACUCACUAGACUCGGUCGAAAGAUGGCGGAGUUCCCGCUUGAGCCUCAGAUGAGUAAGAUGCUCAUCGCGAGCGUCGAUAUCGGAUGCUCGGAUGAGAUCUUAACCAUUGUGGCCAUGCUGAGCGCUCAGAAUAUCUUCCAUCGUCCGAAAGAGAAGCAAGCGCAGGCAGACGCUAGGAAGAAUAAAUUUUUCCAGGCCGAGGGCGAUCACCUCACACUUUUGUCUGUGUACGAGGCCUGGAAGUCUCAGGGGUUCAGCGAACCGUGGUGCUAUGAAAACUUUUUGCAAGCGCGCUCGAUGAAACGCGCGCAAGACGUGCGCAAACAGCUCCUCACCAUCAUGGAUCGCUACAAACUCGGCACGCAGAGCGCCGGACGCAACUACAACAAAGUUCGUAAGGCCAUCUGUUCUGGAUUCUUCUUCCACGCCGCCAAGAAGGACCCACAGGAAGGAUACAAAACCGUCGUGGAACAAACACCCACGUACAUCCAUCCCUCGAGCUCGCUCUUUCAGAGACAGCCGGACUGGGUUAUCUACCACGAGCUCGUCCUCACGACCAAGGAGUACAUGCGUGAAGUGUGCGCGAUCGACCCCAAGUGGCUCAUCGAGCUCGCCCCGCGCUUCUUUAAGCAAAGUGACCCUCGUCACCUGAGCAAGCGCAAAAAGGCGGAAAAAAUUGAACCGCUCUAUGAUAGAUGGAACGACCCAAACGCGUGGAGACUGUCGAAAAGAAGGGGCUGA